Molecule: messenger RNA, 3231 nt
Organism: Trichoderma virens Gv29-8
Lineage: Eukaryota; Fungi; Ascomycota; Sordariomycetes; Hypocreales; Hypocreaceae
Exons: 4
Coding region: 1-3231 (1076 amino acids)
Cellular component (GO): cytosol
Molecular function (GO): iron ion binding; heme binding; NADPH-hemoprotein reductase activity
Source: RefSeq, a predicted model, not a curated record
AUGAAGCCCGCCAAAAACCCAAACUUGGUUGAGAUUCCAAAGCCCAAAGGCCUCCCGGUGAUUGGCAGUCUACACCAUAUCGAUCUCGAGUCGCCGCUGUUCUCAUUGAUAGAGUUGAUUCAGCCAUUGGGGCCCAUCUGCCAGCUCACAUUUGGAAGCGAGCUCAACAUCUUCGUGUCAAGUAUUGAGCUCUUGAAUGAGCUUUGCGACGAGUCAAGAUUCCAAAAAAUCGUAACAGCAGAGCUCGAGAAGCUGCGCCAUGUUGUCCACGAUGGGCUGUUCACCGCGAGGAAUGAGGAGCGCAAUUGGGAAAUUGCUCACAGGAUCCUGAUGCCGGUUUUUGGCACGAUCAAGAUUCGUGAAAUGUUUCCUGAAAUGAAAGAUCUGGCGCAGCAACUGUGUCUAAAAUGGGCUCGCUAUGGCGAAGAGUACGUGAUUGAUGUCACAGCCGAUUUCACUCGGCUCACCCUCGAUACGCUUGCGCUGUGCACCAUGGGCUUCAGAUUCAACAGUUUCCACAACGGAACAGUCCUGCAUCCCUUCGUCGACAGCAUGGUGAGGACAUUGAAAGAGGCCAGUGUUCAAGCGGCUUUGCCAAACUUCAUCAACUCCCUCCGAAAGAAGUCCUGGCGCCGGUACGAGAAAGAUACGGCCUUUAUGAGAAAAUUGUGUCAAGACAUCAUUGAUAAAAGAAAAAGUCAGACGGACACAGAUUCUCACGACCUGUUGGCAGCACUCCUGCGGGGCCGUGACCCCAAGACUGGCGAGGGACUGUCUGACGAUUCCAUCAUCGACAAUAUGCUCACGUUUCUUAUCGCUGGCCACGAGACCACUUCGGGACUCCUAUCAUUUGCCAUGUACUACUUGCUGGCAAACCCACAGACGAUGGAAAAGGCACGCCAAGAGGUUGACGAAGUUAGCCAAGGCUCCCCAAUUGCGGUUGAGCACCUCUCCAAACUGCCGUAUCUCAACGCGGUUCUCAAGGAGACGCUCCGUCUUCAGCCCACAGCUCCUGGCUUCAUCUUAAGCUCACCUAAGGAUGAGAUUAUUGGUGGAAAGUAUCUCAUCCCAGCGAAUAUCCCUAUUGGGGUUCUACUUCAUAUGGUUCAUCUGGAUAAGGCCGUUUACGGCGAGGACGCCGCCGAGUUUAAGCCGGAGAGAAUGCUGGACGAAAACUUCAAUAAGCUGCCUCCUAAUUCCUGGAAGCCGUUCGGCAAUGGAAUGAGGGGAUGCAUAGGUAGAGCCUUUGCAACCCAAGAGGCACUGUUGAUUGUGGCGAUGCUGCUGCAGAGCUUCACAUUUGAGAUGGCGGAUCCUGGAUACAAGCUCAAAAUUAAAGAGACCCUGACAGUCAAGCCAGACAACUUUCGCAUGAAAGCUAAGCUCAGGAGAGGGGGCACUGCCACGGAUUUUCAGCGCGAAUUACAGUCCCUGGGCUCGGUGGGUGCCAAACUGAGCUCUACUCCCUCAGUUACUUCAGCACAGACUGGCGGAGGCGAUAAGAAGCCGCUCACAAUUCUUUACGGGUCGAACAGUGGCACAUGCGAGGCUUUGGCAUACAGGCUGGCAUCUGAUGCCACUCUCCACGGAUUCUACGCUCGGAAGAUUGCACCCUUGAACGCAGCCCGUAACAGCCUCCCCAAAUCAGAACCCGUCAUCAUUCUUGCUGCAUCUUAUGAUGGUUUGCCGUCAGACAACGCCGAAGAGUUCUUUGACUGGCUGAACACGGCUGAAAAGGACUCCUUGAAAGGAGUUUCGUACUCAGUGUUUGGCUGUGGACAUCGCGACUGGGUCGCAACAUUUCAACGAGUUCCCAUUCUCAUAGACGAUCUUCUGCAGAGGGCCGGUGCCGAACGAUUUGCGAAUAGGGGCCUUGCAGACUCAGCAGUGAUGGACCUCUUUGUGGAACUCGAAAAAUGGACCACCGAUUCCGUUUGGCCAGCUAUUUCGCAGACGGAUGGAAAACAGGAUAACGAUGGAGAAGGCAAAUUGAUCAGCUCGCUGCUCAAAGUCGAGUUUUCUCAGCCGCGCCAACUGCAGCAGUAUUCCCACCUCGUAGAGGCAACAGUGAUGGAAUCACGGAGUCUGACAACACCUUCUGCUAUUGGCAAGAAGAUGCACGUUGAUAUCCAGCUUCCUUCAGGAGUAUCAUAUCAUCCUGGCGACCAUCUUCUUGUGCUGCCUGUAAAUCCAAUAAGAAAUGUUAAGCGUGUUCUAUCGCGCUUCCACUUGACGUGGGACACCAUUGUGCGAGCAUCUGGAAACGAAUCUGUUCGCAUACCGAUCGAAACAGCCAUGACAGUACACGAGUUGCUGAGUUCAUACUUUGAGCUGGCUCAGCCGGCGACCCCGAGGGACAUCCGGGUCCUUGCGGCUGCGGCUGAGGAUGAAGCGACUAAGCAGGUGUUGAACAACCUGGCAACCACAUCCUACCUUGAGGACAUCCAAGAAAAGAAAACUUCUUUACUCGAUCUUCUAGAGAAGUUUCCAGAGAUUUCCAUCGCGUUUGGAACCUAUUUGACCCUUUUGCCAUCUCUUCGUCUACGCACAUACUCUAUUUCAUCAUCGCCAUCCUGGAACUCGAGUCGUGCUACGUUGACGCUCUCAGUUCUGGACGAGCCGGCAACUACACCCGGAUCUAAACGCUAUUUAGGUGUAGCUUCUAAUCAUCUUGCCGGUUUGACGCCAGGGGAUCUGAUCCACGUGGCCACACGCCCAGUGAAAGGGAUUUUCCAGAUGCCCGCCGAUUUGUCCAAAGCACCAACCAUCAUGAUUGCAGCAGGGGCUGGUCUCGCGCCGUUUAGGGGAUUCAUCCAAGAGCGAGCUUACCAGCAGCAAAAUGGAGUUCAGCUGGCACCCGCCGCUCUGUUUUUCGGAUGUAGAUCGUCACAUGAUGAUUUGUAUCGCAGCGAGCUUGAUGCUUUUGAAUCGUCAGGAGUCAUUCGCGUGUUCCGCGCCUACAGCAGAGAAGACGUGGGCUCCAAGUCCAACACCAGGAAGGGAUACGUCCAGGAUAGUUUGCAGGCAGAAAAAGAUGUGUUCGUCCAGCUGUGGAAUGCUGGAGCAAAGGUUUAUGUCUGCGGAAGUGUGAAAAUGGCUUCUCAGGUGAAGGACUUGGUAGCAAAUCUUGUGUACACGGCUGAGCCGAUGGACGCGCAAAAGGAAUUCACGCCGCAGGAGUGGUUCAAGCGCUUUGAGAAGACGCGGUACGCUGCUGAGAUUUUCACCUAG